AUGGCUAGUCCAGAAACACCUCCAGAGAGCAAGUUCAUUUUGUUUUGCAACUGACAAAACGAUGAUUAUUUCAAAUUUAGACAGCCAAUCCAAUUCAGCAUUGCUAACAUGUGUGGUUUGUGGAGAUGAAGGUGCAAAGACCCAUUACGGAAUUACUUCUUGCUUGGGAUGCAAAGGAUUCUUUAGAAGGGCUCUUAAGAAAGCCGAUCAGUAUGAAUGUUUGAAUGACAACAAGUGCGUCAUCAACAAAGGUAACCUCCUGUUGUCAUCGUAUUUAAUCUUUAGAUGGUCGGAAUUCCUGCAGAGCAUGUCGAUUUCAAAAAUGCCUUAAAGCAGGGAUGGAUCCAGGUGCGGUUAGACCUGAUCGGGACUUUACGGGCAAACAGCAUAAUCUGCGAACAUCGCAACCGAAUCAUUCCAAAAACAAGAGCAUCCAAACGAAACCAAAAUGUCCAGAAUCCAAAGAGGAACGAUGGAAGAAGUUGCCAGUGGAGAUCAGGACUACCAUUAUGAGUCUUUUGAAUAUUGAAGCUACUGUCAUCGGGGGAGAUACCACCAAAGAUCCCUCAGAAUUGUAUCCUCUUAACAUCAAUUCCAUCAGAGAUAUUAUAUCCGAUCCUUCGAAACUCAAAGGAAUGAGGACCGAGGUAGAUUAUGGUACUAAGGUAAUAAACUUUGCAGAUGAGAUACGAGCCUUAUCGCAUGGCUAAGAACGAGGAACUUCUUGGUGUAGUGAGCAGAAGACUGGUCGCCGUUGUGGAUUGGGUCGAGAGUUUGGCUGAUUUAAUGGGAGGACUGGAAAUCGAGGACAAGAUUUCCCUUGUGAAAUCCGGAUUCGGACCUCUGAUGUUGUUCAAAAAUGCCGCCAGGACUGCCAUGGUGACAGAUAAAGAAGAUAUUUUAUGUGUUUGUAAUUUCUCAUAUGUUCCCAGAAACAUGGCCAUAGCCUACGGGGAUGCAUAGUAAGUUUGGAGCAGCCAGUAACGUGUCCUUUAGUCAUCUUGAUAAUGGAUUGGUUGCUAGGAUCCUAGAUGAAAUUGUCACCCCGUUACGAAGGUUAAGAAUCACAGAUGAGGAAGUUGUUUGCAUCAGUGCCAUUACUGUUCUUAACCCAAGUAAGAGCCAAAACAUCAACUAAUAGUUUGAUGUCCAAGAAUAAUCAUUAGUAUUUCAGUGGCCAGAGGCAUAUCAGAAGUUGGAGCCGACAAAGUAAUGACUCUUCGAAACAAGAUCCAAGAAACCUUAUUCAUAGUCAUCAAGGACAUUAACGAAGAAAAGAAUGCCAGUCUCCGCUUCGGGAACCUUUUGUUUUUCAUUCCCAUUCUGACCAGUUUAGCUAAUAUUGUAAACGAGAAUAUUCGUUUCGCCCAGACUUUUUCUUCCCUUGGACGUAUUCCCAUGCUGAUCUCCUUAUUUGGCUGCUUCCCGGUGGAACCAUUUCUAGAAGAGACUCCCAAAGUUAUAUGCAAAUCGGUAGAAACGCAGACCGAUUCUCUGCCUCCGGUAUGUUACAAUCGCCCAAUUAAUAUAGUAUGUUUUUAGAAGAAGAAAACUCUUAAACGACGCCUUCCUUCGUCGUUGACCAAUCCAGUUGAAAACGAUAGAACUCAAGAAUUCCGCUUGUUACAGCCACCUUGUUCGUAUACUCUCACUGAGAUGUUCGAUGAUCGCAUAAAUGCCAAUCUUAAAAAACAGAAGCCACAGGUAAUCCUUCAAGGACUUAUUUUUAUUUUUUAGACCUCAAAUUAUUAUACGGCUCCUCCAAUUUACAUAUCUCGGAAUGAAAUGGACAAAAAAGUGAUUACAUCAGACUCCAUAUAUACAUUAAAGCGUCAUGGUUCGGGUAUUUUAUCUGCAGAAAACGAGUCCUCAAUAGCCCGAUCCGAUGUCGAUAGGCCAGGCCAAUCUCCCUCCACCUCCAACAUAUCAAAGAAGUUCAGUAAUAGUGUUCAGCUUUAG
Molecule: messenger RNA, 1959 nt
Organism: Bursaphelenchus xylophilus (pine wood nematode)
Lineage: Eukaryota; Metazoa; Nematoda; Chromadorea; Rhabditida; Aphelenchoididae
Source: the annotation of a GenBank genome assembly